Messenger RNA from Rosa rugosa (rugosa rose), 2263 nucleotides. RefSeq names its product MADS-box protein AGL24-like. Gene Ontology annotation, molecular function: RNA polymerase II cis-regulatory region sequence-specific DNA binding; DNA-binding transcription factor activity, RNA polymerase II-specific; protein dimerization activity. NCBI's taxonomy places the organism in Eukaryota, Viridiplantae, Streptophyta, Magnoliopsida, Rosales, Rosaceae. The coding region runs from base 1329 to 2081 and encodes 250 amino acids. The transcript is spliced from 11 exons. Gene Ontology annotation, biological process: positive regulation of transcription by RNA polymerase II. Gene Ontology annotation, cellular component: nucleus. The record is from RefSeq and is a predicted model, not a curated record.
UUUGCUUGCUCCGAUAGUUCCAGAGUGUGAGAGAGAGAGAGAGGGAUGAUCGAUAGGCGGGAGGUAGAAGAAUGUAAUCAGGACCUUUCGCCACCAAUCAGAAGAAGAAGGAGGAGGAGGUUUGCUGAAGGAAAGUCUACAGAGGAGGAAGGGAUGUGUUGAUCGAUUGGGUUUUCCGGAUAGUUGAAUUAGAAAUCCAUUGUUUUUAUAACUACCUUGAUUCCUAGGCAUCGUCCGAAACCCGUUCUCCUGAUUUGAGCUUAAUCCCUCCCUCAAUUUCAGUCUGUUCCCAGUUUGGGAAUUUCCGUUUCACCUUCAGAGUUUCAAUCUUCAAAGGUAAAAGGACUUUUGUAUUUGGUGCAUGUGAAGAGAUUUGGGAUUGUGAACAGGGGGCGGGAAGGGGAAGAAGAAAGUGAUCCUGGGUUAUUGGGUUUUGCUGUGAGGAGGAAGAACACCUCUGCGUUUUGGAUAACUCUGCUUAGUACGUUUAGCGUUCCUACUAAGCAGAGGCAGAGGUUGAGUUCAAUCUAGGCUUUAGUUUGAAAAGCCUUACCUCUGAGGAAAAUUAUAACAUGUCAUUAUUUUCUUUUCUUUGUCAGGAAAGGAAAUUCCAAAAGAGGCUGAUGUGCAAGGCCAAUGCUUGCGUGCUGAUCAUAACGGUGAUUGAGCAAAGGAGAAGAGGACGGCUUUGGGCCUGGGUUUGUGAUUGAAAUUAUCUGUCUGUUAAUGUAAAUGUACAAUGAAUGUAUAAAACUUAGCUAGCAAACAAAUCCGCAGUGUUUGUGAUUGAAAUGAUCUGCCUGUUAGUGUAAAUGUACGAUGAAUGUAUAAAACUUAGCAAGCAAUCAAACCAUGCUGCUGGAGAAAUUGCCUAGUAUGUACGAAAGGACUACCAGGUGACCCAAGAACAGAGCUGAAUAUAAAUGGAACCGCAGCUAUAUAUGCCUGAAUCUCGGUUAAGAUAUAUUAGAGUGACAAUGAAGAAUAGCACCAAGUGGGACUGGAGAUAAAGAUGGAGAGAGCCAUUUGGUAAACUUGCUGGAAGUAGAAUCAUCGUCCAUGUAAACAGGUCAAAAUGAGUUAUAACCGACAUUGUGUAAAAGAUAUUUUCUAGGCUAAACCGAGACAGAAAUAAACGAUGCAGAUCACAUCUAUUACCCUGCCUGCAUUAUUGGCCGUCCGAUUGCGGCCACGCCCGUUUCUUUUUUGGGGAAACAAUUCUUUCCUUUUUUAGGCGUUUACUAUUUCACCUCCAUUUCUGCUUGCUGUCGAGACCCAAAGCUUCAGUUUCUGCACCACGAAGCAAUUAAUUGAGCAGCUAGCUAGCUAUGAAUAAGAUAAAGAUUGAGAAGAUAGAAAACCUGCCGGCGAGGCAGGUGACGUUUUCAAAGAGGAGACAAGGGCUUUUCAAGAAAGCCGGAGCGUUAUCAGUUCUCUGCGACGCUGAGGUUGCUGUCGUUGUCUUUUCUUCUACUGGCAAGCUCUAUGAGUCCUCCAGCUCCAGUACGAAGGAUGUCAUUGCAAGGUACGAAUGCACUGAAGAUGUGGAAAAGGGCGACCAGCAGCCACCUCCUGAGCUCCAGCUGGAGAUUAAUGAGUGCAUGAGGUUGAAUAAGGAACUUGCGGACAAGAUCCUCGAGCAAAGGCGGAUGGAGGGGCAGGAUCUCGAAGAGCUGAAUAUAGAUGAAUUGCAGAGAUUGGAGAAUAGGAUUGAAGGAGGACUCAGCCGUGUGCUUCAAACUAAGGAUAAAAGGAUUAUGAGUCAGAUUCUGGCACUUGAAACAAAGGUUAGCAAGUUCAAUUUGAUGAGACAAGCUAGUGUACUGGGAGCAGAGUUGACAGAAGCAAACAACCAAUUAAGGCAGAGGGUAAAUAAGUUAGGGAUGCUAUCCGAUGGAAAUGGAAAUACUGGUGGUGUUGCUUUGGAGUCGGAGAUCUCAAUUGAUGAAGAAGGUAUGGCAUCGGAAUCUGCCACAGGUUCCGCCGGCUGCUACAGUAUUGGUUCUUCGACUUCUUCCCUUGAUGAUGACUCCUCUGACAACCCCUUAUCUCUCAAACUUGGGCUUCCUCGCUGUGGCUAAAACAGGGAAGGAUAUAUGGCAUCAUUAUUAAUUAGUGAAUAAGGUGUAAUUAUAUUAUGAUACUAUGUUACAUCGCUGUAUGUAUGUCUUAAAUUGGAAACCAAAUACGAGGGCAUGACUUCCAAACUUGCCUCUCAAGAAAGAUUUCUGAAGUUAUGGAAUGAACUAUAAUUAUUAUCCAA